AUGGAUUGAGUUUCGCGUCUCUGAGUGUUUUAUUUGAAGGUGGCUAUCAAGAAUUGCCGACAACUCGAUAUCCGCAUGCCUUUACGUAUUCCUUGACAGACAUUUGUACAUUUAUGAUUGUUACUUACUUAACUUUACUUAACUCCAACUACCAUCAUGUCUCUAUCUCCUUUAUUUGAUCCGGUGGACUCACCAUCCUCCUCUCCGGACAUGCCAAUGAGUUCCCCUCAACUUCCAAAGCUUCCCUCCAUGAUCAGAACACCAAGGAAGGAACGGCGGCAAACAUCCAUUACGCCUAGAAGAUUCAAAAGGUUUUUCGACAACAAGGCUCCCGCAGUAUCAAUGUCUUCGCCGUCUGGUCGAGCCCUGAAGGAAUUGGUCAAUAAUCGUCAAGGAACACAAUCGAGCCCAUUGAAGCCUUUCAACAUGGAGAUCCGACGGGAACAUCAGGAAUCGAUCCCAAAACCUCGAGAAUUUAAGAGAAGAAAAAAGUCCCACAGCGAUAUAAGCUCAGACACAAGUUCGGACAAUGAGUGCUCAUUUAGAGAUCAGAUUCGACAUGGCCAAUCACGUCUUGGCUCCCGAAAGACAGCCUCUUCGUCAUAUUCAAAAACAAAAUCGAAUAUUGAAGGAGCGGAAGAAGGGACACAACAACAAGAAGAGGAGGAAUGUAUUAUUGAACCUGCACUUGCAAAGGAACCCAUAGAGUGCAUCACUGCUUUCGAAAAUCGGGGGUUGAGUGCGAGGUUAUUGAAAUUAAGUUUGGGUGCUCUCAGGUCGAGACGAGCAAAUCUAGCAUAUCCUAUCAGUGGUAGCAUAGCCACUCUUACCUUUUAUAUACGUAUUUACUAAUGUCCACCAGAUUGGCGAAAUGAGACCGCAUCAUUCUAUAGUAGACCCGAAGAUGUAAGCCACACUUUGAGUCUUUUGGGUGGCAGGGACAGCAUACCUUUUUGUAACGCUGGUCUAAAUAGUAGGUGAAGUGACUCGUCCUCCCAAAUAAACACACAUUGGAUGAAAUACAUCGCAUACCAAUAUGAUUCUCAAGAAUCUAUAUAGAAGAACCAUUUGCCAGAUCUGACUUGGGACAUUGAAAAGUGCUAUGAGGAAUUGGUACCUUGCAGAAUUCGCCAUGGUGUGCGAUUUAUUUCGUCCAUUGCGUGACUACCUAACAGAUACUAACUAUACACAGCGAACUCUUUGGUAGCCAUCGGUGAUGAUGAAGGACGUAUUAGAUUAGUGGAAUCCGAGAAAAAUGGACAGCCUUCAUUCAGCAAUGUAUACCUUGGUUGGCAGAUUCACAAAAAUGCUAUUAUUGAUCUUUCACUUUCCGACGAUGAUGCUCUGAUUGCCACGGCAUCCGGAGAUCUUUCCGCCAAAGUUUCAGACAUGACAACUCAAAAGCCAAUAUCCAUCCUUGCAAACCAUAGUGCAACAUUAAAGCAAGUUAGGUUCCAACCGGGGGCAAAUAACAAGAAUGUACUCGCCACCUCGGGCAGAGAUGGUAGUGUUCAGAUUUGGGACCUAAGAUGCAAGGGCGAUGAUGGCCCCAUCAUGGAGAUGCAGAAGCUACCAGGUGAAGGUCUUCCACGUUGUGCCAAUGUAAACAGCAUUUUGAAUGCUCAUCAUGGUUCACAUUCGCAUGAGCCGAAGCCUAACACAAAUCCGCGGUCACUUACUAUUCCUAAGAAAGGGCGCAUCGGCGAUAUAUCAGUUACCAGCAUCCAUUUCUUACCACCCGGUCAGGAGCACUUACUACUCACGGGAUCAGAAUCGAAUUCUAUUGUCAAGCUCUGGGAUAUCCGCAAUUGUUCCAAUAAGCGGAAAAGCAACCAACCAGUUGCAUACACGAAACAGAUUCCCAGCCAUGUCGGCAAUCGUCCUUUUGGUGUUACCUCUCUUAGUAUGAGCUAUGAUGGAAGCAGAUUUUACAGCGUUUGUAAAGACAAUAUUGUAUAUGCAUAUUCUACCUCGCAUCUCAUCCUCGGCCAUGCCCCUGAAUUCGAAAGUGGUAGCGGGAAACGAACAACUCAACGGGCAGUUCAGGAAGGCUUAGGCCCGCUGUAUGGAUUGCGACAUCCAUCUUUCCACGUGGCCAAUUUCUAUAUCAAAUCUGCAAUUCGGAAACCCGUCAAUGGCAAUUCCGAACUUCUAGCUGUAGGAAGUAAUGAUGGAACGCCCAUUUUAUUUCCCACUGAUGAACGCUACCUCGGUACAAAGGCAAAUACUUCUAUUCCGCUUGACGGCAUCGUCCAAAAGUCCCGAACGUUGAGCAUUAGUAGCCUGCAGCGAUCUGGGAAACUCAGCCUGGCGCUUGAGGAAAGUAGGAAAAAUACUUCGGUGGAGGAUCUAGUCCCUAUUUAUACACACGGAACAGCGCUGGUGAGAGGACAUGGGAGAGAAGUGAGCUCGCUAAGUUGGACGAGCAAUGGUGAACUUAUCUGUGCAGACGAUGAUUGGAAUGUUAGAUGUUGGAGGGAGGGAAAGGAUGCUAGAGAUUUGAGAGUGGGUGGAGAAACGGGGGGCAGACGGUGGGGUUGUGGAUGGGCAGAUGUUGAAGAGGAUUAUGACGACGAAGAUGAGUAGAUUAAUCUUGACUGGAUAUCAAGUUCCCCAGAUGUGUGAAAAGAGUGCCCCUUUAGCAUGGACUCUAAUUUUGUGAAAGCUGUCCCCACGAGUCUGUCAUGAGGAGCAUGGGUCGCUUUGUUUGUUUGGCGUAUUAGGUAUACCCCCAAAGUUCAUUAUAUAGCUUGCAGCCACCAGACGGAUUAGAUGAUUAGUAUAUUUAAUAUAAUUAGAUUUAGUGG
Sclerotinia trifoliorum is the source of this 2807-nucleotide messenger RNA. Lineage: Eukaryota; Fungi; Ascomycota; Leotiomycetes; Helotiales; Sclerotiniaceae. The record is from the annotation of a GenBank genome assembly.